UUCCGGCGGGGCCUUCCUUCCUGCCUGCCUUCCCUCAGCCGGCGGGCCGGGCGUCGGAGGCGGCGAUGUUCGUCCAGGAGGAGAAGAUCUUCGCGGCGAAGCUGCUGCGGCUCCGCAUCUGCUCUCUGGAAGGCGCCGAGUGGCUGGAGGAGGUGCCCGAGGACACGGCCGUGGAGCGCCUCAAGGAGCGAUGCCUCAAGCACUGUGUCCCUGGAAGCCUGGAGGACCCCAAAUGUGUCACACACCAUAAGCUGAUCCACGCGGCUUCGGAGAAGGUGCUGAGCGACACCAAGACGGUGCUGGAGGAGAACGUCCAAGACAGAGAUGUGUUGGUGCUGGUGAGGAAAAGAGCGCCCCCGGCUCCCCCCAAAAUGGCGGACGUUUCGGCGGAAGAGAAACGGAAGCAGGAGCAGAAAGCGCCCGACAAGGAGGCCAUAUUGAAAGCCACUACCAGCCUACCGUCCCAUAGCGUGGACCGCAGUGUGGCUCACCACAACAUGCGAGAUUUCCAGACCGAACUCCGGAAGAUCUUAGUCUCGCUGAUCGAAGUUGCCCAGAAGUUGUUGGCGCUGAACCCGGACGCGGUGGAGCUCUUCAAGAAGGCAAACGCCAUGUUGGACGAAGACGAGGACGACCGAGUGGAUGAGAUCGCCUUGCGCCAGCUGACGGAGAUGGGCUUCCCGGAGAGCCGGGCCGUCAAGGCCCUUCGCUUGAACCACAUGUCUGUGACGCAGGCCAUGGAGUGGCUGAUUGAACAUGCCGACGACCCCGCAGUUGACGCCCCUCUGCCGGGUCAGCAACCCUCAGCGGCUGAGGAGAACCACGCCAACGGUGCCGGGACCUCCUCCUCCUCCUUGUCUGUGGGGCAAGCGUCCGGUGGGGCCAGCCCCGAGUCGAGCCAAGAGGAGCCCAAGGACGAGCUGACGGAGAUCUUCAAGAAAAUCCGCCGGAAAAGAGAGUUCCGCCCCGACCCCCGGGCCGUCGUUGCCUUGAUGGAGAUGGGCUUCGACGAGAGAGAAGUGGUGGACGCCCUCCGAGUCAACAACAACCAGCAGAAUGCCGCUUGUGAGUGGCUGCUGGGCGACCGGAAGCCCACCCCGGAGGAUCUGGACAAAGGCAUCGACCCCGCCAGCCCCCUCUUCCAAGCCAUUUUGGAAAACCCAGUGGUGCAGCUGGGACUCACCAACCCCAAAACACUCCUGGCCUUUGAAGACAUGCUGGAAAACCCAUUGAACAGCACGCAAUGGAUGAACGACCCCGAAACGGGGCCCGUCAUGCUGCAAAUCUCCCGCAUCUUCCAGACGUUGAACCGCACGUAGGAACCGAGGGUGGGAAGCCCUGUUGAUAUCCGCUGUGCCAUUUUUGAAGGACUUUCCCUCCUUUUGGGGGAGGGCAGAAAUCCAUGUGUUGGGUGUGUCAUUAUUAUUAUUAUUACGAUAAUUAUUUUACCCCUCUCCCUCCAUUACGAACUUUUUGUUUCCGUUUGCAGUGUGGCUUUCAUUUUCCUUUGAGCAGAAAAGGGCCCGAAAAAAAGUAGAUCUUUUUGGGAUUCAUAGUUCAACGGAGGAGGCCCUGGUUGUACUAUACAUCCCAAUUCAGGGCCAUGCUUUUAAACUCUUGGAGCGUGGCCACGUCGGUGGCGUUCAAGCCAGUUCCGUUUGGGGAUCGAUAAAAAGCAGGCAGUAUUUGGAAUGUCUUCUUCAGCUGUGUCUGUGUUGAAAAUGCAGAAGGCUUUUUAAAACCGGA
Molecule: messenger RNA, 1746 nt
Organism: Anolis sagrei ordinatus
Lineage: Eukaryota; Metazoa; Chordata; Lepidosauria; Squamata; Anolidae
Gene: UBAC1
Product: UBA domain containing 1
Cellular component (GO): ubiquitin ligase complex
Molecular function (GO): protein binding
Source: RefSeq, a predicted model, not a curated record